Molecule: messenger RNA, 1831 nt
Organism: Carassius carassius (crucian carp)
Lineage: Eukaryota; Metazoa; Chordata; Actinopteri; Cypriniformes; Cyprinidae
Product: zinc finger protein 503-like
Exons: 2
Coding region: 218-1732 (504 amino acids)
Biological process (GO): negative regulation of DNA-templated transcription
Cellular component (GO): nucleus
Source: RefSeq, a predicted model, not a curated record
AUCUCGGGUGCGCGUGAACGCGCCCGGUGUGUGAGACGAGCUCGAUACAAGUGCGCAACGCGUAACAUAAGAUACGCUCCGAGCUCUCCUUGUGCGCCUUCCCCAGCAACAACCUUUAAGGAUUAUUCUGUUUUUCCUCUUGCCAUUCGUUUGGCCUCCCUGGAGAUACUUUGCGUGCAUCAGAUGCGUUUCCAGAUCCCGCGGAGAGAAGUGGGACAUGAUCACACCGCCUACGGAGUCUGCUGUGUUUAGUGUGGCUGAUCUAGUGUGGGACAAGAAGCGAGACCGUCACCCGUUCCUGCACUUACUGCCUCCCGCGGACCCACAGCGCCAGGCGAACCGCGUGCCCGUCAAAGCGUUGAAGAUGCUGAGCGCGCGCACCGGACACAUCCUGCACCCGGAGUAUCUGCAGCCGUUACCGUCCACUCCCGUCAGUCCCAUCGAGUUGGAUGCCAAGAAGAGUCCCCUCGCCCUCCUCGCACAAACGUGCUCCCAAAUCGGGAAGUCAGAUCCGCUGUCCUCGUCCAAACUCUCCGCAGUCGCCUCGGACAAAGACUGCAAAUCCAGCCCGCUGAAGAUCAGCGAUAUCUGUGGCGAGGACAAAUCCAGUUUCAAGCCAUAUGCCAAAUCGUUGGAGAAAAAAGACACGGGUGGCGAUAAAUCCGGUUUCCGUGUUCCGAGCACCUCCUGCCGGCCGGUCACGCCUCGGAGCCCGAGCUCCUGCAGCUCCGUCUCUCCUCAACCCGGACGGCCGGAAUCAGGGGAUAAACCAGGGAAGAAGGAACGUGACGCAGCUAAAACGCCGGAUACACCCGGGACGAGAACCGAGAGCAACGGCGAGACCAACAAACAGGAUGUUUCCAAACCGCCCGCAUCCGACAGCAUCCCAGCGUCAUCCGCUCUCGGAUCGGGACUCAUCGCACCGGUUUCACCUUACAGGCCGGGCCACACCGUGUUCCCCAUCUCCCCGGCCGGACUACACUACCCCGGGGCGUACCCCGCCUACUCCCAACCCUUCCUAUCCCACAGCGUGACUCUGGACCCGAGCAAAACGGGCGGAGGCAGCCAGUUGAUUAAUGCUCAGCUGUCCAGCGCUCUCAGCAGCAAGGCGGGGUCCAGUCCCCUCGCCGGAGCGUCUCCUCCAUCCAUCAUGUCCAGCGGUCUGUGUAGAGACCCGUUCUGCUUGAGCUACCACUGCGCUAGCCAUCUAUCACCCAGCGGCUCUCACGACAGCGCAGCCUCGGCCUUGAAGUCCGGAUACACUCUUAUGUAUCCCAGCCACCCCCUGCACCCGUUAUCCGCCUCUGCACCUUCGUUCCCGGGACACCCGGGACACCCGUUAUACCCAUACGGCUUCAUACUCCCAAACGAAUCCCAGCCGCACCUUUGCAACUGGGUUUCUGCAAACGGUCCGUGCGACAAGCGCUUCUCGUCCUCGGAGGAGCUUCUGAGCCAUUUGCGGACUCACACUGCCUUCGCGGGGGCAGAGAAGCUCAUGUCGGGAUAUCCCAACUCUUUAACCAUGGCUUAUCAUGUGCCAGGAGCCCCGCUGGCACUCAGGACCCCUCAUCACACACUCGGACUCGGCACACGGUAUCAUCCCUACUCCAAAAGCCCGUUACCAACGAGCACGGCGCAGAUGCCGGUUCACACAGCCACCGGCCCGUUUUACUCUCCUUACACUCUUUAUGGACAGAGACUGACCACUGCACCUGGACUCGGAUACCAGUGAGGAACGGAUUUGCUUAAGUGUUUUCAUUCGCCUCAGGACCUACUAUUGUCCAUUUAUUUAUUAAGCAAACUAAAUAAAACUAAGACUCCCAUGGCUUUA